This is a messenger RNA of Scophthalmus maximus (turbot), 1239 nucleotides long. RefSeq names its product Spi-1 proto-oncogene a (gene spi1a). The coding region runs from base 127 to 906 and encodes 259 amino acids. Gene Ontology annotation, molecular function: sequence-specific DNA binding; DNA-binding transcription factor activity, RNA polymerase II-specific. The record is from RefSeq and is a predicted model, not a curated record. NCBI's taxonomy places the organism in Eukaryota, Metazoa, Chordata, Actinopteri, Pleuronectiformes, Scophthalmidae. The transcript is spliced from 5 exons. Gene Ontology annotation, cellular component: nucleus. Gene Ontology annotation, biological process: regulation of transcription by RNA polymerase II; cell differentiation.
UUCCCAUUUGUCUGGUGAAGACAGCGCUCAGUGUCAGUGCAUGUUUCACCACUGAAGCCAUAAGAACCAGUGAACCUUCGUUUCCAGCUUUAAGGACCAAGAUUCUCAUGCGGCCUUGUUCACGUGAUGGACGGCUAUGUCAUGUCACCUCCCUCAGAGGAAAUUAUUCCAAAUCAGCCAGAGAGUUAUCGUCCACCUGCAGAGCUGUACCCCUACCUCACUAAUGUAGGGGAGAUUUAUGACGAUCACAGAUGGACCUUCCACUCUGAGCGUGUCCAGUCGUUGGACCUGGAGAAUUCACCGAUGAAUCACCUCACAGAGCUUCAGUCUGUGACUCCUCAACAACUCAUACAACCCUACCGCUACAGCAGUGAGUGUCUGCCCCUUCACCUGGACCCUCCACUCACACCGCUCUCUGUGUCACCACAAAUCCCAUAUUACACCCCAGCUCUGUGCUACCAGUACCGACCCUCCACCUCACCUGCUCACUACUACUCAGAGGAGGAACAAAGAGGAAUCAGUCCCCCACUCGAGGUAUCAGAGGGGGAAGAGGAAUUUGAAGACCACAGCCGCUCCUUCUUCAGGAAAGACAGUAACAACAAGAAGAAAAUCCGCCUGUACCAGUUCCUCCUGGACUUGCUAAGAAACGGUGACAUGACUGAAAGUAUCUGGUGGGUGGACCAGGACAAGGGCAUCUUCCAGUUCUCCACAAAACACAAAGAAGCUCUGGCCAGCCACUGGGGUGUUCAGAAAGGAAACCGCAAAAAAAUGACCUACCAGAAAAUGGCCCGAGCUCUGAGGAACUAUGGUAAAACUGGAGAGAUUAAAAAAGUAAAGAAGAAGCUAACCUACCAGUUCAGUGAGGAAGUGCUGAGGAACCUCUAUCUACAUCAUACUUCCCACUGAUGAGCCUUUUACUGUGCUCAAAUCACUAGAGUAGCCAACAUUGAAUAUGCCUGUAUAUUUGCAAUUUUACUUUGUUUCUCUACCAAGUGUUCUUACUUAUUUAUUUGUGAUUCCAGUGCACUUUCUCUUCGGCAUUUGCAAACUUCUAUAUAAAUCUCUAUAUUUCAGAAAUGAAGUUUGUAUGUCUGUGCAUAAUGAUUAAAUGAUGAUUAAAUAUCAGGAACAGCUACAAAAGAAAAGAAAAAACAUACACAAAACCCCCACAAAAAAAUAUAUAAUGUUUUCCAUGACCUUUUUGUCACGAAUGUGUGUAAAUAAAUAAUAUAAACAUGU